Camelina sativa (false flax) is the source of this 582-nucleotide messenger RNA. RefSeq lists its product as uncharacterized. The record is from RefSeq and is a predicted model, not a curated record. Lineage: Eukaryota; Viridiplantae; Streptophyta; Magnoliopsida; Brassicales; Brassicaceae.
UAUACUUUCGCUGGACUCCUCUCUUCCAAGAAAAUUUAAACCUUAAUAUUCAACAUCGAUACACCAACCAAAAAUCCAGAUAUGCAAAUGCUAAGAACCCUAAGCACGAGGACAAGGAGCCGUCGCAGCGGAUACGAGCGUGUAAGUGAUGAUUCCACCUUUAGCUUACUCGGAGCAAAGCUGAGGAGGUCAACUAGCGUUCCGUACUAUGCUCCAUCGAUAAGGCUUGGUGGAGACUUUCCUGUGAUCUUGGAAAAGCUUCCAAGCCAAAAACCAAAUAAGACAGUGGUGACAAGCAAGUUGAGCCAUCCAAUCUUUAGUCUAUUUGAUGGUUAUCGCCGCCGUAGUAAGAAGAAAGCGACGGCUAAACCGGAGUUUUCUAGAUACCAUGAGUACCUUAAAGAAAGUGGAAUUUGGGAUUUGAGAUCUAAUACUCCUGUUAUCUACUUUAAGUAGAUGUGUGUAAAUAAAUUAUGUUAUGAUUUGUGUUCAUUAAUUUUUUGUUUGUGAAAACCUUAUUGAUAUGAUUGCUAUAAUUUAGAAUUUUUUGCGAGUAAUAUUCUUUUUGUUUUUUAAAGUCAA